AUGCCCGACGACUUCUCCUCAAAGGACGAGAGCGCCUGGAAGGCCCAGGACGCCGCCGACGAGCGCGAGAUCACGCGCCUCCUCGAACAGAGCCAGGAGGGAGGAAGCGGCGGCCUCACGCUCGACGACACCCCCUUCGACCAGACCAACAAGGCCGACGAUGCCCAGGAUUUUGAGGACAUCAGCGACGAUGAUCUGCCCGACGAGGAAGAGCCCGGCAUCGGCAACUCGCUCGAGCUUCCCGGCCUGACCGACGACGGCGGCACGAGUAACGAUGCCGACGAUCUGUUUGGCGAAGGCCCGUCCUCGCCCAUCGACGCCAUCCUCGGCCCCUCGUCGCCUGCGCCCCAGGUCCACGAUGUCGACGCGGCCGACGACGCGCAGCCCACCGACGCAGGCCUCAGCUUUGCCGGCAUAAACUUUGACCCCGACCCUCACCUCAACGGCGCUGCCAACCAAGACCCCGACAUCCCCGCCCCUGCCGAGACAGUCGAGGACCUCCUCAAGGCAGCUUGGCCGGCCUUCAAAAAGGGCCAAGUCCUCACCUGGAGCGAGCUCUUGCCGCCCAAAAGGGCCGUUUGGAAGGAAAAGAAGCCUCUUAAGAAGCCAAAGCGUCUUGUCACCAGCAAGCAGACUCUGGAGUUGGCGCCCGAUCAGGAAAAGCAGUUUCGCAUUCCUGGCUCCGCGGCGACCGGCAAGCAAAGGGCGCACGAGUCCGCGGCACUCAUCCACUGUGACAAGGAGAAUAUUGUCCAGGAUGAGGACUCUGCCCGCAUCGACCUUGAUCACGAAUCAGACACGGAGGCGGUCCACGGCUUCACCUUGCGCGAUAUUGAGAUGGCGUGCGAGGACUGGAGCGCUCGCAUCGAUGCCGUCGAGGCCGAUUUCCAUGCCAUCCAGGCCGCCGAGAAGGAGAAGGCUGCCCACAAACGACGGGCUGAGGACGAGCAAGAAGACGACGAGUGGGACGCCGAGUUUCUGCUCGACGCGGCCGAUGAACCACAGCCCCAACCCCGCAAACGCAGAGUCAUCAAGUUCGGCCUCCCGGAAAUCCCCCGAUACACGGCGCCGUCGUUUGACAACUUCGAGGAAGUCACCCGCCGGGGUUCCAAGCGCGUCCAGCUCGACAUGUCGGACCCACAUCUUCUUCUCGAGACAGAGACGCAGCGUCCCGCCAAACGACCUCGCCUCGACGCCCAGUCUAAACGCAUGUCCAACGGCAAGAUGGGCCGGGAUCUUUCCCAGCGAUUCAACCUUUCCAACGACGAAUCCUACGAGCUGCUCAAGGAGAACCACCAGAGCAAGGUCCGCGCCACGCUCGGAAACAUCUCCGUCGAGCACAGCAUGCCGGCCAUCAAGCUUACAUGGCCAUACUACAAGGUCAAGUUUGCCGGGACGACUGAUCAGUACCAUCGACCUCGUUUUCGCUACAAGAAGUUUGCCGGCCACGCCAUUAAGUUUGACAAGCUGCAUCACCACAAGAGGAAGCAGAUGAAGGGCAAGGCGCACGAGGUUUUCGCUCAUUCCAAGGAUCUCAGCAUAGGCGACAACUCGACGGCCGUGCUUUUCGAGUACUGCGAGCCAAGACCGAGGGUGCUCAGCAACUUUGGCAUGGGCAACAAACUGAUCAACUAUUACCGCCGCAAAGACCACAAGGACGAGGAACAGCUCCCCAAGCAGGAACUGGGCGACUAUCGCAUGCUCCUCCCGGAAGACCGGUCACCCUUCUCACUGUUCGGGACCGUCGACGCGGGCGAGACGGUGCCCACGCUGCAUAACGAAAUGUAUCGGGCCCCGGUCUUCAGGCACAACCCGAGGAGUUCCGACUUUCUCGUCGUCCGCAACACGACCGGCGUCGAGGGGUCGAGGUGGUUCAUUCACAAGAUUGACCAUCUCCACGUUGUCGGACAGACAUUCCCUUCUGUCGACGUUCCGGGGCCCCAUAGUCGAAAGGUCACCAAUGCGUCGAAGAACAGGAUGAAGAUGCUCGCCUUUCGCAUGAUCCGGCACAGCGCGACGGACAAUUGCCAGCUCUCGGACAUUACUAAGCACAUUGCCGAGUCCACUGACACUCAGAACCGUCAAAAGCUCAAAGAAUUUCUUCAGUACGACCGAGACAGUGGCGAAAAGGGAAUGUGGCGCCUCAAGCCUGGGGAGAUCUUGCCGGAUGAGAACGCGAUUCGCUCCAUGAUCAAGCCCGAGGAGGUCAGCUUGCUCGAUGCCAUGCAGCUUGGCAUCAAGGAACUUGAGGACGCCGGAUACGACCCCCGCAAUGCAAACAUUGAGGAUGAACAGGUGGCCGAUGCCGACGGCGGCGAGGAUGACGAGGUUGACGACGAAGGAAGCAAGGUGACAAAAGCCGCCAAGAAAGCAGCAGAGAAGCAGGAGGAGACGCUCGCCGACAAGAUGGCUCCGUGGAAGACGACCAAGGCGUUCAUCGACGCGUGUGCUCAAAAGGCUAUGCUGCAGCUGCACGGCGAGGGUGAUCCGACUGGCCACGGCCUCGGCUUCAGCUUCAUCCGCACGUCGAUGAAGGGCGGCUACAUUGAGGCUGUCCAGGGGCCCCUGGCCACGUCGGCUGACGCAAUGGAACGCGAGAAACGCGCUAACGGCGGCCACGCGUACAAUGUCAAGAAGCAGCAAGCCAUGUACGAGGAGGGUAUCCGGGAGAUCUGGGAGAAGCAGAGGACCACGUUGUCGGACCCGCAGGAACACGCAGAUAAAGACGUCGCGGUGACGGAAGACGAAGACGACCGAUUCAAUGUGAACGCAGCCGCGACGCCCGCGCAUUUUGACGAAGGCAUCAGCCAGAUCAGUGGUCUGACGUCGUCGAGUCGUCACCAAAAGCGCACGAUUCGCAUCGUCAGGGAGGUCCAAAUGGCCGACGGCACCACGCAGACACGCAUCGAGGUGGUCCACGACCCCGUCGUUAUCUCGCAGUACAUGAAGCGGCGCACCGAGGCCGACCUGGAACUCAGAGACAUUUACAGCGCCAGGCCUACGGGUAAUGCCGACCAUGACCGUCUUGCAAACCUUAGAAUCAAGAAGGAACUCGAGCGACUUGAGAAGAACAAGGCCAGGCGACAAGCCCGAGAGCAACAGAAAGAGCUCCACCAGAAAGCAAACGCCGGCGACGCCGGUUCACCAGGCCCCACUGGAGCCGACAAGAUCCCGACGGGAACCACGCGCAAGUGUGCCAAUUGUGGACAGGUCGGACACAUCAAAACGAAUAAGAAGUUAUGUCCGCUGCUCAACGGCACAUGGAAAGCAGACAGUGGUGCAGUGGAACACGGCGGCUUUGGUAACUACAAUGCCCCGACCGGCAACGCGGGAUCACCCGAUGCUUGA
This is a messenger RNA of Hirsutella rhossiliensis, 3348 nucleotides long. RefSeq lists its product as uncharacterized. Gene Ontology annotation, molecular function: TBP-class protein binding; RNA polymerase II general transcription initiation factor activity; histone acetyltransferase activity. The transcript is spliced from 4 exons. Gene Ontology annotation, biological process: transcription by RNA polymerase II; RNA polymerase II preinitiation complex assembly. The record is from RefSeq and is a predicted model, not a curated record. NCBI's taxonomy places the organism in Eukaryota, Fungi, Ascomycota, Sordariomycetes, Hypocreales, Ophiocordycipitaceae. The coding region runs from base 1 to 3348 and encodes 1115 amino acids. Gene Ontology annotation, cellular component: transcription factor TFIID complex.